This is a messenger RNA of Gilbertella persicaria, 1536 nucleotides long. Its product is annotated as kinase-like domain-containing protein. NCBI's taxonomy places the organism in Eukaryota, Fungi, Mucoromycota, Mucoromycetes, Mucorales, Choanephoraceae. Gene Ontology annotation, molecular function: protein serine/threonine kinase activity; ATP binding. Gene Ontology annotation, cellular component: plasma membrane; cytoplasm; nucleus. Bases 1 to 1536 code for a protein of 511 amino acids. The transcript has 5 exons. Gene Ontology annotation, biological process: protein phosphorylation. The record is from RefSeq and is a predicted model, not a curated record.
AUGGAUAUUAAAACACCUUCAUCAUAUGGUACACCUCAUUUUUCUCGCUUAAAAUCAUUCUUUUCAGGAAACAAAGGCAACCAUGCAUCUCCUUAUGCUUCUUCACUCACAAGUACAGUUGUUGGGUUUACUAUACCGAAUGAUUUUGGUGAUUUAAAGCAUGAAAAAAGCCUUAAGAGCAACAGUUGGUUUUCAUCGACCAUUUCUACAGCCACCACAAUUAAACAACACAAGCAUCAAAAGAGUGGCGCCAGUAGCUUCGUCAGUAGCUACAGUAUUCAGAACAAUAAAUUAUCACCGCCACCACCUUCCUGCUCUAAUUAUACAUUGAACCAGUGUCUUUCCAACAAGAACCUUCACCGCCGUUCUUACGCAGCGAACAGUGUGAAAAAAAGGCAAUUAGAAGUAGGGCCCAGUAGUUUUACAAAGAUCCGUAUGCUCGGCAAAGGAGAUGUAGGCCGUGUCUAUCUCGUCAAACAGAAGGGCACGGAUCGCACGAUGGCCAUGAAAGUGCUGUCAAAAAAGGAAAUGUUGAGAAGGAACAAAGUCAAACGAGUGCUAGCAGAACAAGAGAUCUUAUCCAGCGCCAAUCAUCCAUUCAUUGUCACGCUCUAUCAUUCGUUUCAAAGUCAAGACCAUCUUUAUUUUGUCAUGGAAUAUUGUUUGGGUGGAGAGUUCUUUCGAGCAUUGCAAUUAAGGCCCGGUAAAUGUUUACCUGAAGAAGGUGCUAAAUUCUAUGCUGCUGAGGUUAUUGCUGCUUUGGAGUAUCUUCAUCUGCAUGGCUUUAUUUAUCGAGACCUUAAGCCAGAAAAUAUAUUGUUGCAUUCAAGUGGACAUUUAAUGCUAACAGACUUUGAUCUCAGUAAACAAUCGCUUCCUCCCUGUCCACCUGCCAUUGUCAAGUCAAAUUCACCCCAUAUUCCACCUUCCAUUGAUACCCGCAUCUGUAUUGCACAAUUAAGAACAAACAGUUUCGUUGGCACAGAAGAAUACAUUGCACCUGAAGUUAUUCGAGGCUGUGGGCAUACAAGCGCAGUUGAUUGGUGGACUUUAGGUGUUUUAGUGUAUGAAAUGUUGUAUGGUACAACACCAUUUAAGGGGUCAAAUCGUAAUGAAACUUUUUCUAGCAUCAUUCGAUCCGAAGUGUGCGUUCCUCCUCCUCAUAAAAAAAGACCGCAGGCGGUUUCAAAUGUAUGUAAAUCUUUUAUUCGUCGGCUGUUAGAGAAACAAGAAAGCAAGCGAUUGGGAUCAAAAUCAGGCGCUUCAGAAGUCAAACAACAUCCAUUUUUCAAAUCUAUCAAAUUUGGUUUGUUAAGACACAUGACGCCGCCUAUUGUGCCUGGUACUUCUCCACAACCACAACAGUAUUAUGGCGUACCAAGAGGUCCUCGUAGCGAAAGCUUAGAUUUGGAUUUAGAAGAUGAACUUGAUGUUCAUGAUUCUCAAGACCCUUUCUCCGAGUUUAAUUCAGUAACUUUGUAUCACGAAGGAGAUUCUGAUGCAGAAACGAUUGUUUUAACAAGUGACGAAGAAUAA